CGCCGCUCUAGCCGCCUCCUCUAUGCUCCAGCCCGGGAGGGGGAACUUCCGGUUCCCACGGGUCCGUCGCGCUUUGCGCUCCCGGUGUCCCCGCCGGUGUUUCCCGUGUCCCGCCGUGGUUUCCCGUGUCCCGCCGGGGUUUCCCGUGUCCCCGCCGGUGUUCCCGGUGUCCGCCGGUGUUUCCGGUCCCCCGCCGGUGCUUCCGGGCGGCCAUGGGCGCGCACCUGGCGCGGCGCUACCUCGGGGACGGGGAGGUCGAGCCGGACCCGUUGAACAUGCCGACGUUCACCCCGGAGCUGGGGCUGCCGGGCCGGGCCCCGCGCGCCCCGGGCUGCUCGGCGCAGCAGCUGGCCGCGGCGCGAGUGCCCCUGGAGCAGCGCGACUACUGCGGGCAGCACCUGCUGCGCCUGCUGCGCUGCCACCGCGACGCCUUCCCCGUGCCCUGGGCCUGUCACCACCUGCGCCACCGCUGGGACAGCUGCCAGCACCGCGACUACGUGAUGCGCAUGAAGGAGUUUGAGCGCGAGCGGCGGCUGCUCCAGCGCCAGAAGCGGCUUCCGGCAGCAGGAGGUGACAAGCGAGUGACAUCGGGACACGGGUGACACGGUGACAACCGGUGACACGGUGACACCGGUGACACGGUGACACAGCGACACCCACCACACAAUAAAACCCGUGGGGUUGAUUCUG
Columba livia (rock pigeon) is the source of this 690-nucleotide messenger RNA. RefSeq names its product NADH:ubiquinone oxidoreductase subunit B7 (gene NDUFB7). The record is from RefSeq and is a predicted model, not a curated record. Gene Ontology annotation, cellular component: mitochondrion. NCBI's taxonomy places the organism in Eukaryota, Metazoa, Chordata, Aves, Columbiformes, Columbidae.